Anopheles arabiensis is the source of this 9410-nucleotide messenger RNA. Its product is annotated as insulin-like growth factor-binding protein complex acid labile subunit. The transcript is spliced from 16 exons. The record is from RefSeq and is a predicted model, not a curated record. The coding region runs from base 1306 to 3129 and encodes 607 amino acids. Gene Ontology annotation, molecular function: protein binding. NCBI's taxonomy places the organism in Eukaryota, Metazoa, Arthropoda, Insecta, Diptera, Culicidae.
UUCGGUCGAAUCGGACGCAAUCAUCGACCCGGCGAAAUCGGCGAAAUCGUAAAGCUCGGGCGUAAAACUUAGGGGUGUACCAUUGGGUGACAUUAGUUCGCGAUAUGUGCCCCAAUGGAUCAAUUGAGAUAGUGUGUGAAGGAAAAGAAAUAGUUCAAUAAUUUCAACAAUUAAUUUCCGGUAUUCGUGUGCAUGUGUUUUUUGUGGCCCUAUCUGUCCCAAAUAGAGCAAGGAAGUGCGUUAAGGUGUGUGAGCAAGUGUGGCCAGGCCCAGCUUAAAUCAUUCAAUGAAGUGAGUGGGAAAGUGAAGUGAAGAUAAAAAAAAACACAUUAAGAUUAUAAGGCCAAAAAGGGAGGCGCUUUGUUGGGUGCGCAGCAGAAGAACGAGAAUAAUGUUUUCUCCAGGGGAUACCGAAUAGCUGUUUAGAGAGGGGGCUGGUGGACGGUGAACGGCUCCCCACACCCGAAGGACGGUGAUAUACCUUGAGCAGUGAACGGCAGCGAAGAAGAUGUUAUUCGAUUAAAUCGAGCGGAAAGUGAUUUGAUAAAGCCAGUCACGGGAGAGCGGCAACAGCGGAAGCGACCAACAAGACCAGUGCUAAAAAAAAAGAAAAUGGGUAGAAAAUUUUCACGUACCGAAUAAAAUCUGUUUCCAGAAGGGAAAGAUUUUCCACCAGCUCGGUGUGAAAAGGACAUCAUCCGCAGACAGUCUAGUCAGGAGAGUGUAGUGCGAGCAGAGCUGCUCUAAUUGCCAAACCGGAAGGACUUCAUUACUGUCGGCAGAGUUCUUGGCAGCGAGCCUUUCUCGGACUUUCUUCCAUCGACGCAUUCAAUCAAAAACAUUCCGUGACUCCCGUUCCAGCACCAUCAAACAGCAAAGCUUCUCCAGGUGACCACCAAUCUCGCUCGCAACCACGCAUCAAAUCCUCGGUUUUGUCGAGCAUUGAGCAGCCAAACCGCAAAUGAAACCGUUCGCACGUGCUGCACACCACAAACCGGUGCAUAAUUAUCGGUUCCAUUCAUAUGUGCGCUUUUGCCUGCUUUAUGUGGUUACAGCACCGAUCGAAAGUGAAACACGGUGACUGACACCUGUGCUGCGAGUGUUUUCUGAACCAGUAUGCAACUGUGCGGUGCUUUGUUUUAAUUUUUAUGCCGUGAAUCAACACCACAACCGGAGUGGAAGUAAUUGUAGCUAAAGCGUGACCAGUGCAGUUAGUGUGCAAAACAGUGGUUGCAACGAUUCUACCGAAAAUUACGUAGUUACUAUAGUGUUACAGCUCGUUCAUCAUAACGCUAAAGAACCAUAAUGAAUUUCAACAUAUCCACCCAUGGGUCAGCACUGCUCCUCGUGCUGACCGUCCUGCUCACCGGAACGAUACCAGCCUACGCCAGAAAGUGUCCCGACGAUUGCCACUGUGAUCUUGACCUGAAGGGACGGUUCCGGACCGUCUGCAACAAAGUGGAGUGGAUAAAUCCUCCAUUGCCCUCCUUCGAGCCUGACAUCGAGGUGCUUGUCAUCUCGAACACGCGCCAUCCAAUCAACGUGGGACCACAGUUCCAGUACUUCAAAAAGCUGGAAAUAUUACGCAUCAUCGAUGCAAACGUACCGUCGGUUGGCGAUCGGUCGUUCUGGGGCUUGGUGCGGCUGAAGACGAUUGAUCUGUCGCGCAACAACAUUACCCAGCUGGCGAUGGAGAACUUUCGCGGGCAGGAUAAUUUGAUCGAGCUGGAUCUAUCGCGCAACCGGCUGGACAAUAUCGCUAGUGGAACGUUUGCUCAUUUGAAGGAGCUUAAAACACUACACUUGAUAGACAAUUCCAUUACCGAGUUCAACCAACGGUUGUUUCUGCAUCUCGCCAAGCUAAAACAUCUGGACCUUAGCUACAACUCCAUCGACGAUCUGCCACCGGAAGUGUUCAAGGAUGUACAGGAUUUAAAAAUACUACGAGUGCGAGGAUGCCGCCUGUCCAACAUCAAUCCCCAAAUAUACAAUAUCCUAUCCCAUCUGACGGAGCUGGAUCUGGGACAGAACCAGAUCAAAUUUCUUGACAAAGAAGAAUUUAAAGACCUGCGGCAUCUGCAAACACUGCGCCUCGACGGCAACCAGCUGUCGGUGAUCAUCGAUGAAUUAUUCAUACACCAGAAGGGGCUAACGCUACUGGACAUUUCCCGCAACCGGUUGGCCAAGAUUGCUGACCGAGCAUUCGAGAACCUGGCCAACCUUACCUUUCUGGAUGCAUCGUACAACAAGCUGUCCCACAUUGAGCCGGUCUGCUUUCGUCCACUUCGCAACCUGCAGACGCUCAACAUUAGCGGCAAUAUACAGCUGGAUUUGGGCGAAAUGGAAGAUACGAUAAAUGUUAUAAAAAACAUCACCAGCCUGAUGGUGGCCGAUAUGGGCACACUACCACUGAACCUGUUCAGUCCAUUUCGGCACCUUAGCGCACUCAAUCUGUCCGGAAAUCAUAUCGAUAACUUCACGUUGCAAAUCAUCGAACCGCUGAACCAGCUGGAGUUUUUGGACCUCUCCCGGAAUCAGCUAAACGGCAUCCCGGAACGGUACGCAACCCAGCUAGCCCGCAUCGGCGACGUCAAGCUGGAAAAUAACCCACUGAUAUGCGACUGGUGUCACAUGGGACCGCUCAUAACGCAAACGAAAAAGCUCAAAGAAGGCCUUCGCUGGCAGGAACUCCCCCGAUGCUUCCUACCUGAACGAUUACGCGAGGUGCGCAUCGAUGGCCUCCACCAGGACGGGGUGGAGGAUUGCAUGGAGGUAAUUGUGGACGAGGAUCAUGAUGCCGCCAGCACGUCGCACAACUUUCUCGAGCAAGCGGGCAGUGUUAGCAUACUGGCUGCCUGUGGGCUGAUAAUAUUCAUCAUACUCGCCAUCAUCGUCGUGUCCACGGUGCUCUGUCUCUCGAGGCACCGGGCGCGCUAUUACACGCACGAGGAUAAACGAGACACAAUCCUCGAGAAGAACGGCGAAACGCCGGUCAUAACGACGGGCAGCGAGAUCAACUUCAAGUUCCCGUACAACGAGCGUGUCUGCACGAUCGACGAAAUGUGCAUCCCACCACCGCCACCACCACCCGGCAAGCUGGCCCCUGCCAGCAUCGAACGAUUCGAUUAACGAACGGAGCCAGCGAUCCGUAUCGGUGCGGACGGGCUGCUGCCGUCCAGCACGCCCGAUACGGUCGCCGAAACCGUCGCGCUGAUCGAGCUCCCCGCCAGCAAUGCUGGCGGUUCGCGGGACUCACUAUCCGUCACCGAUGGGCCAGUAACGCGAACCGUCACCAUCAGCAGCAUAUCGCAGUGUGCCGACGUACAGCCUGUGAGCGUACCGACGAGCAGCGGCUCUACCGCGAAACCCUUCACACCGAAGAGCAUUCUAAGAAAGCGUACUGAACCGGGGCUAUAGGAUGGUGAACGGACGGAUGAAGUAAUUUCCCUCUUUCCUUUCCCACUGUAAAUAACUCCACCCAUCCGGAACGGUUCCUGCCGGUCCACCCGGAUGCGGUUUCGUGCGACAGGUGAAUUUUAUCCAUUAAGGAAGCAAGCCCUCACGCCCUUUUAUCUCUCCGUACGAUGAUACGAGAAAACACGUUUGAGAGUGGAUGAGGGCACGUGAUUAGUUAUUAAUUAAUAAUCGUGCGGGUUUUAACCGAUGAGGUUGACAGAUUAGAAAGAUUCAACGAACCGACGACAGGGUGAUGUGGUGUCGCCCUGCAAACAGGUGUGGCGUGACGUGUGCACGUUAUAUUGACGGUGAAUCCGAUUUGUACAUACUUCACAAUCACCACAGCAUAAACACACAUACAAACAAACACAGACACACACAUACAUACGCACUCCGUUUUUCCUCAGGAAAGAGAUUUGACGGUCUUGCGGGUACGGGUAUCAGGGGAGUUUUGUGUCGAAUAAUUCUUUUGUUAGCUGGCAAAAACCAGCAUCGUCAGUUCCAGCUAACUGUAAAGCCUGUGCCGCUGAGCGUACGAUCCGCACUCGAGAUUAAUGAUGUUAGGUUUUGGGGAAAACCUGGUUAGAUUUCCCCCUGCUCCAGUGCCAGUUGCGGCUCAACAGAUGCCCCGGGGGAGGGUCUCGUGCUCCGGCAAGCGCCGUUGGUUUAAGCCGUUCUACUCUCCAGCCGGCUCCUCCACGGCUCGAUGGCACCGUGUCACGAUGACACAUCAUGAUGGGUUUAUAAUUUUACUACCAUCGCAUCCCCUACGUACUGAGGUUUGUGGGUUUGUGUCGGGAUUACAGCCUCGUUCACCUGGCAGGAAGCUGUAUCGUUGCACGACGAGAACAGAAACCGUAAUAACCUUUCCAUGCCAUCGUGAUCGGAUUUUAGCAGUAACAAAAGCCAAUUCCAGUUCGUCGAGAGCCUUUUUUCUGUACAUUCAAUGUGCUUGAUUUCUCUAUUCAACCACAAAAUUUGUAAUCUCCAGUUUGCUAAGCGUGUAAUAGAAUCUGUCAGCAGCAAAACUAGCGCAAAAAUAAUCACAAUGACAUGCACAUUCUUUUGAAAACGCAAUCAAUUUACGCAAUACGCUAUUGGACAGUAAAACGCAACGGCGUUGCAAUAACUAAAAACACCCAAAAAGAUACAAUCAAACCACAGCGAACCCUUUUAGGCCGCGGUAUGGAAAUAAAAUCCUACACGAAGUCAAUUCACGCGUUGAUCUAUGAACAGGGAAAGAGAGAUAGAGAGAGAGAGAGAGAGAGAGAAAAUAAAAGGACAACCGCGUUCGGGAUGUUGGCGAUACUGUCGUUAAAUAUAAAUGACACAGGGCACGUAGUAAAAAUUGCCCUUUUUGUUUUGUUUUCCCGGUUUCACAAAACUCUGCAGCUUAGUAACUUACAGAACGAAAAAAAUCGCAUGCUGCCGAUUCUAUUGGCAUUUUGUGCCGGCUUGUCAACAUAAAACUCCGACACAGUAACCACAAACAGUGGGUUGCCAGGGCGAAUCGAGCUUAAGCUUUCCUGUCGACAUCGGUGAGGACGACGACGAUGGUGAUGAUGAUGAUGAAGUAGAAAGAGUGAAUGAGAGCUACAAGGCAACAAGAACAGUAGCUUUUUUGCUCAGCCAAUAUUUUAUUUUUCCAUAUACAAUCCCGCAAAGCUGGCCAGUGGGGUAUGGGUGCUGUUUGUUUUUAUUUUCUAACCGCAUAACCGAACUGCGUACCCGGUUUCAAAACACGGGGAAACAUGCUUGUUUUUUGUCCCUUUUGUUGGUGUGUGCCGUGGUCGUAUUCAGGUAUUGUGCAUACCGCCGAAGGAAUGUGUAAACGGGAGUAUUGCAAUCCUUCUAUCAUUGCGUUUUAUUUUGGGAUUAAAAGCACUUUUCUAUUUAUUUGCCCGAUGGUGCGAGUGGAGCACAUUUAUUACUAGUGGCAUGUACAAACGUGUUACAUAAAUCAGAGACAAAACGGUGAGCUCUGGCGUGAAUCGAGCUUACCGAAGCGUUGGCGAACUAUCGAUUCACCCUUUUGAAUCCAUUGAUCUAACAGGGAAGGAUUCUUAUGGUCCGGUAAACAGGCCGAUACAGGUGCUGUGAAGUAUUUGGACAAUAUUUGCACGUCGCUGGAUUUCAUGCUCACUUGCUCCAUGAUCGUAACAUGGAAAUGUGGUUCCAUAACCAAAGGUACUCGUAGGGCAGCCAACAACCAUCCAAACACGAGCUCUCUUUGCUUUAUGUUAUCGUGCAUUUGUCACCGCUUACAUUACAACCGUUCAUAUUUAUAACCAUGUUGACAACACUUUUUCAGGAUGUUCUUCAUUGCAGUCUAGCCGUUUGAUUCAAUUGACUUGACUUGACAUCAAACCGAUAGCAACAAUAACAACAACAGCAAAAUACAAUGUCCCCAAAGCGAAAGAUAUUCGCCCUUCCCCUACGCAGCCAUAUCCAUUCACCCAUAACACACUCAUAAAGCAACAUUAGUGUCAUCGUUGCUGUAAAUGAGAAUCGUCUGGAGGGUGUGGUUCACACAUUCUGCCAGUCCCCUUUAACCGACACGCCCUUACCGAUGCUAAGGGCAAACACACAUUUAGAAGCAAAUUGAGAAGAACAAAUCGUUUCCACGCAAAAUCAUUAAUCGUGCUUAAAGCUGGCCGCAUUUCGCACGGUUUGUUUGGGCGGGAACAGAUAAGGCUGCCAUUUUCGGUCAAGAAAGUGUGUCAACUACGGAUGAAGCUUGGUAAUAGCAUGGUUUUGAUGGCGUACAAUCAAGGUUAAUAUUUUGCUUCAAAUUCAUAUUAUGGCAGCAUGAAGAAGAUGAAAAAAUUGCAAUUUUUUUACCAUUCCUUCUGAUUUGUCAUUGGUAAUUUUAGAACAAAAUGAUUUCGUUUUAAAACGACACUCCUUUUUCCACUUUUCGGCUCAACUUGAUUAAAAAAUGAUUUUUUACUUACUUAUCAACCACCCGGAAAAGUAUACAAUGUGAUGGACAGUAGUACACUUUUAGUAAAAAAAAGUAUUAAAAUGUCUUAUCAUCCACCCGAACGACGAAAGGCGAAUAAUUUCACUCCCGCGGGUCAAAUCAUUCUUUGACAGCCCCAUGCAUUCCACACUUCUUCAUUAACAAUUUGUAUCCAGUGUCAGAUCAGCUUAAAAUAAACCGCUCAUAACUUCCACCAUCAUUAUCAUUGCGCUGUAAACCAUCUCCCACAGCCCGCUUUUGAAUAUAAAAGCGUAAUCGUCUACGCACCAGCAACAAAGAGCUACAUUCGGAGCCUAGAAUAUCAAAAAUUGUUGCUCUAAACUUCCAUCACAGGUAAUGCAGGCCGGCAUGACGGGAUGAAUGCGUGGAAUUUGCUUCGCACGAAUUCCUUCCGCGAUCCAUACGCAAAUUUAUCAAACUCAACUGCCCCCAGCCCACACCUCACCCUCGAAGCGCGUUGUCGUUGUUUUCCCAUUGACUUCCGGAUGCAAAGGGAAAGCUCUUGGAUUUACUAAUGAAUUCCAAAUGUGAUCCCAGCGUACUUCGUCGUUCUCGUCGCCCUGCUUCACUACCGGUAUGGGGAAUUAAAUUUAUCAAAAUAUUAAUUCACUCGCUUUCGACGUUGAUCUGCGUUCCCCUGGGUUUUCCUUGCCCAAAUAUUGAGCGGGUUGCUUAAUUUCGAAAUUGCCACCCUGCUCCUUUUUUUUAACAGAAAAAAGCUCCCUUUCCGCUUUUGCUAAGAAUUACUGACGCGCCGAAAGUUGAGGUAUAAUUAAUUACCAUGAUAAAUAUUCACCUCCACCGUUAUGGUCCCGUUUCGCUGCCAGUUUCUCUGUCUCAUUCCUCCACUUCUCCUCACUUCCACGUGAAAUCAACCCAUCACACAUCAUGAGGGUGAAAACAGUAGCGUUGAAAAGAAAAAAGGAUUGUGCGUUGCGCAUCAAGCGUAAAGCGGAAAGUGAGAGUAAAUUAAUGAUAAACAUAGCCGACGCGCCGCACGCUUCCUUACCGCGUGAGAUCCAAAAUUACCUCAAUAUCAAAGAGAAAGAGGUUUUUUGGAGCCCAAAACAUAGCAUUAUGAAGCCACUAUCGCCCGCAACGGUAGCCGGCGUGGCAUGGUUAUGAAGACAAAUUUCCUUUCAGAGCGCGGUUUAUUAAACGAAACGCAGCCAGCUAAUACGGUUGCUCGGUGUUGUGCGGCUUGGCUAAUUUAGGCGUCAAAACAGUGGGGACUGCACCAGUACGCUUUAUUGACGACCUAUGGAAAACAACUUUUGUUUGGCAUUUUGAACGGGAAUGUGUGGCUUCGACGUUGAGCUGCGCAAAAAUUAGAGAAGAAUGUUGCUAAGUUAGUUUCAUGUCAUACAAUUUAUUCCCUUUGAGUUUCAGUUUUUUUUUUUUAUUUGCAGUGCUUAAACUCGGUUAAAUAAAGCGAACAUAAAUGUUGCAUAUUUAAAUUCAAGCCCGAUUGAAAACGUUUUUCCCGCUUUGCAAUUAUGUUUUUUAGAGCUUGUGUUUUUCCCAACCAACAAACUUUUAUCACCCGCGGCACAGCCGGCAAACAUUCCAGCAUAACUUGUCUUUUUGUUGUUGUGUGCUGAUGUUAGUAUGAGUACUCCAUAAUUGCUAUCCUGAAACACAAAAUUAAACCCAACCCAAUGGAAAAUGACUUUCCCAAGCAAACCGCUUCCCGGCUCCUCUGGCUUAAGGGAUUAGACUGGUACUUUGGCAGUUGAGACAUGCAGUUGUGUUUGGAUCACAACAACAACAACAAACAUUUAGUAUGAACAUUUUCCAAUGAAAAACAAACAAACAGGCGCAACACUCACCGAACACUCAACGCAUGAGUCGAGGAAAUAAAAUGGGAAGUGAAAGAUUAAUCCAUAUCUCCAGAAAUGAGGAAAACGAGUGCUACAAACCAUAAAACAAAACAGAUAAAAAAACGUUAGGGAACUACAUAUUUAAGAAGAAAUGGACAAACAAAGAGUUGCAGUUUGUUAAGAUAAUUUUAAAACACUCGGAAAGCGAAUGGAAAAGUUUCCUUCCUGGAACAAACAAUAUAUUAUGUAAUGACACAAAACCACAUCCUUAACAUAAGUAGCGUUAAGCUAAGUAGAUAAGCCAAGGUGAGAUGAGAUUUAUUACGAGUUGCGUGUGUGUUGUGAGUGAAUAACCCAUUCAGAUGUGUAUAAUGCGUGUUAGAACAAGAACCUUAAUCCCUACUCCGGCAAAGUGAGUUAUCUUUGCUCCCCCGAAUCCUUUCCCUUAUUCCAUACCUUCCUCAUGUACUAGAUGACGUAGCAAAAUGGAAUUAUUGUAUGGAGCGCGCUAAGCGGAGGAAUCAAACAGACACAAUUAAAAGUCGUGAGCGCGACGAGAAGCAGAACAAACAAGCAACGUGAUUAAGAGCUUGCUCUUGGGUUUCUUUAAACCGUAAUACGAAUGACUUACGCGGCGAUUAACGCGGAUAUGGUUUUAUUUUAAUCAACAGUACAUGGUCCAGUGUGUUUCUAUUUGAACGAUUGUGUAAUUUGUGUAUCAAAGUGUUUAAUAUUUUAAAAUUAAGUUAUCAUGUCUCCGUGAGUAAUAACAUAAGGUUGCCGUAAAACUCAAAAUUUGUAAGCACGGUAUAAUAAAAUGAUGUGCUAUUGUUGACCAACAACAUACAUUAAAUACAGGAAAUAUCUAGCAAAUGCUACAGUAUGCAAUGGCAAACCGACAAACUUUUAUAUCUAAUGUUUGUUUUUCUGGGUAAUUCUUUUUUCACUAUAAUUAUUUAGUUUGCAGGCAAUUUUCGAAAACUAGAAUUGUGAAGGAUUUGUAUUCUAGCUGAAAUCAAAAUAAGAAUGGGAAGGCAUGUUUUGACAUAGGCGACAGGAUCGAGCAUGAUGGAGGAAACAUUAUUACAAUAAUAAAAACACUCACGCCCGAUACCACCAUUACCACUAUAUGAUGGUAUUUGUAUAAGAAA